Molecule: messenger RNA, 549 nt
Organism: Phyllostomus hastatus (greater spear-nosed bat)
Lineage: Eukaryota; Metazoa; Chordata; Mammalia; Chiroptera; Phyllostomidae
Product: methyl-CpG-binding domain protein 3-like 1
Exons: 1
Coding region: 1-549 (182 amino acids)
Source: RefSeq, a predicted model, not a curated record
AUGAUACCCCAGCCUUUAGAGAAGAAGAGAAAACUUUUAUCUGAGACCAAGCGGAGACGUCGUGAAAGAUCUGAACUUCCUAUGAGGCAGACCAGCUGCAUUUUCAAGAGGCCAGUCACACGGAUAACUUCCCAUCCUGGCAAUAAGGUCAUGCGCAAGCUGCAAGAGAACAACUUGGAGAAGCCCCAGCAAGUCUGUGCAUACAGGAGACUGCAGGGACUCCAGGCCUACAGCAGUGAAGGGGAGCCUUUAAAUACACUGGAUGCCAUGAAUACAAUCACACAGAGAAGCGCAGCUGGUCCUGGGCCUGUAUGCACCGGCCCCAAGCCCACCACAUCAUGGUCUUCAGAUUGGGCUGAGAUGAUCCCAGGGGCAGGUCGGUGUGUCCCACAGCUCCUCUGCAGACAACCGGUUACCCGUGCAGAUAUCCGGAGACAGACUCUGAAGGUGAAAAAAGCAAGAGAGAGACUGGCUGCAUCCUUGAGGGAAGACAGGCUGGCCAAGGAGGCAGAGAGAGCCAGGAGCCCAGAAGGACGUUGUGAAAACUGA